GUAUUUCUUAUUCUUGAUGUUUUGGGUUCUCAUAAAGUGAUUUGCAUUUCAAAUUUGAGUUUGUCUAUUAGUUUGAGAGUUUUAAAACUUGUUUAAUUUAUAUCAGAAAAUUGUAGAACUUGUUUACGUUUCAUUAAUUACUGUAACUUUACCAUUGACAUUUAUUGGAACAGUCGAGUUUUCCACUUUUUCCCCACAAUGUUGAACCACAAUCCACUUGCUAUAUUUAUUUCAUUGUUUAAACAUGGCAGGGUUGAAAAACUGGGUUACAAAAUCCCGAAAUUUGACUUCCGAGUGCCCGGAGUGAUCUCCAUGUCGGCGGAUGUUCAUAAAUACGGCUAUAGUGUGAAGGGCGCCAGUGUGAUCCUGUACCGCAAUGCGGACAUACGGAAACACCAGAUAUAUGCGUACUCGGAGUGGCCCGGCGGUCUGUACGGGUCUCCCAGCAUGGCGGGAACCAGGCCAGGCGGCAACAUUGCAUCGGCAUGGGCGGCUAUGAAAGCACUUGGUGAAAGCGGGUACAUGGCCAAAGCACGCGAAAUCAUGGACAUCACGGACAAAAUGAAAGCGAGAAUUACUAGUAUUAGGGGCCUGUGUUUGAUGGGAGAACCAUGCAUGUCGGCGUUUGCAAUUGGUUCCAGUGAUUCCAACCUUAACAUUCAGGCUGUGGCCGAUGUCAUGGAAACCAAAGAUAGAAUAAAAGACCCUGAACUGAAUUGAUGAACUACCAACCAUGAGCCAUCUGCAGACAGUGUCAUCCACUUGUCCGAGUGUUGGGUAGAGAAGAGGAAAUCAUUAGUAAUAGUAUUACGGUUAACUGUCCAUGUAAAGUAAAUGUUACCAGUGACACUCCAACACUCAAUGUUCAAAAUGGGGCACACAUUUAGCAAAAUAAUAUCAAGGUUUAUCUGCCAUUGAUAUAUAUGUUCACUUUGUGACAAUAAACAAGAAUACUUGACUAUGACCAAAUAUCUAUUUCCAUUUUUUAUAGAAAUUGUCCUCAACAAUAGGGUCAAUAAACAAUGAAAUUUACAACAUGAAAAUGGGCCAUAAUUAUGAGAACAGGUUAUAAAACUAAAACUUUAACCCAUUCUCCCAAGUGUGUUCUUAUCUUUAUGAGCCCAGCUCAAGUUUUAGGGCCCAUGGCUACUGGACUCUCGCUAAUUCAUAGCCCUAAUGAUUCAAUUUAGGCUUAUUUGCCCUUGAGAACUGAGAUGCAUUUUUAAUUGGUAAACAUGAAUACCUAAGUUGAACCAAAUGUCUUUGACAGUCUCUGAGAAAUGGACCAUAAAAAAUGAUCAUCUUGAUAGUACAACUAUUCAUGGUUUUAUUUGGGACAGGUGACAAGUUGAGCAGACCACCGUGUCGUCAUCAUUUUAGCACAUUUUUUAAAAUUAUACCCAAAUUAUGUAUUUCAAUGGGUGAAUAAACAGUAAACGGUAGAUAAAUUGUGAAAACUGUUGUUUAUGUCUAAAUCUUAGGAUAAUUGUGGGAAAGAAUACUUCUAUUAGCAUUAACUUGACAAUUGAAUAACCAGAAAAAUUUAAUAGAAAUAUAUUACAGAACAUGUAAAAACAAGUGCUGUUUGUAAAACACGCAUGCUCUCCAAAUGGGCAGUUCAUUGUAGUGGCAGCCAGGCCAUUGUGACCUUUAACUUUGACCUAGUGACCUUAAAAUCAAUACCGGUCAUCUGCCAGUCAUGAUCAAUGUACCAAUGAAGUUUCAUGAUCAAGGCCUAAGCAUUCUUGAGUUAUCAUCCCGAACCACUGUGACCUUGACCUAGUGACCUGAAAACAAUAGGGGUCCUCUGCCAGAUGGACCGACAAACCGACCAACAAACAGACCGACUGACAUGUGCAAAACAAUAUUCCCCCUCUUCUCCGAAGGGGUGCAUAAAAAUAUUUAUUACAUAUAAAUCAGGAUAACUCACUUUUGAUCAAGUGUCAAUGUAUGUCAACUUAUAUCUGAUCAACUGUCACUGGUGUCUCAAACAGGGUCUUUAUGAGGUUAUUUGGUACUUGAAGCCUGGACAUUUGUGUCUAUGCCUAAUAACUAAAACUGCAUAUUCAGGUUUAAAAACAUUGAAAUAUUAGGCAAAUUAAUGGGGUUGGCAUAAGAAGAUGUGUGUUCACUCAAAGUGGUCUUAAACCAGUUUUUGUGAAUUAUUCUAAACUCUGUAAGUCAAGAAAUAGUUAUCAUUUAUAAAAAAGAUCCAUUCAUUAAGUGUUCAAGAAUAUUAUUAGAAAUAUAUGCACUUACGCUCUGUCAGUUGACGCCUCAAUUCUGAGUUUUCCGUUUCCAGUUUGGAACAUUUGUCCUUCAUCAUUUGAAGCUCAUCAACUACCUUGCUGUACUUCUCCUAGAAGUACAAGUUAAUAUAUUGAUCUAUGAGCAGACCCUUUUUCUGCCGAUUUUAAUAGUAGUUUCAUGUUCCCCCCAAAAAAAAAAUUCUGAAUUUUUUUUUUUUUUGCCAUGCAAAAAAACUUUUUUUAUUCUCACAAGGAAAACUGAAGCACAACUUCCCAAUUUCACAGGUAAUGUUCUCAAAAUGCUUUUUCAGGCUAUUUAAAAGAUCAAAUACUUUUUCAUUUUAACAUCAUUUACCUGAUUUCCAAUCAAACACAAGGCCUUUCUUAAUACUUGCAUUAUUUAUUUAUUUAAUUGCUCAUGUUUCUGUUACACAAAAAAGGAAAUUAAUUAACUUACAAGGAGUCCCUCAGAAGUGUUUGAACAUUCCUCAUUGGCAUCAUCUUCCAGGUCAGUUUGCUUUCUUUUUUUUGUAAGUGGUCUGGAUCCCAAAAAUUCCUUUCUAAAAAAUAUUCAAAAAUUAACUUCAAAUAUAUACAACACCAACAUGUUUUACAUUGUCUGUGGCUUCAGGGCUUUUUUUCUUUCUUUGGGACCCACGGUAAAAUGGCCCUUUCCCCUCGGAUUUUUUUCCCCUCAGCAGGCAAAUUUUCCCCCAGACUUGAUUUUUUCCCUUAAAUUUUUAUUUUUUUUAAACUUUAAAUUCAUAAGUUAACCUGA
This is a messenger RNA of Dreissena polymorpha, 3027 nucleotides long. RefSeq lists its product as uncharacterized. The transcript is spliced from 5 exons. The coding region runs from base 199 to 720 and encodes 173 amino acids. The record is from RefSeq and is a predicted model, not a curated record. Lineage: Eukaryota; Metazoa; Mollusca; Bivalvia; Myida; Dreissenidae.